AUGAAUCGUUCGUCCGCGUUGGUCAAGAUCUACGGCAUGGAUCUGGAAGAAAGGUCGCUCGUUUUUGGUCAACAUCCUCGCGUCGAGGCUCGGCUCGUUUCGUUGUACUGGAUCAUUUUUCGCUCGGCCCCGACGGCUCAACAAGCCAGCACCCGAGACUCAGCCGAGGGAGGACAAUCAGGUGCUGUCCGGCUUCACGCUUGUGACGCCGCUCGUGCCCGGCCGCAGCUUGCCCUGUUAGUCCCUGGGACCUCUAUCUCUGGCUUGGAUCCUCUCCCUUGGCCCCUCGGGUGUAUUCCCCUCCUCUCUUUUGUUUCUCUAGGCGCUCUUGCCUGGUUUUCGAGUAUCUUCGCUCCUGCUCAGCUCUUGGGACGUGAAGCGGCAGCAGUACUCAACCGCCCGUUGGAGUCCGCGUUAG
Microbotryum saponariae is the source of this 418-nucleotide messenger RNA. Lineage: Eukaryota; Fungi; Basidiomycota; Microbotryomycetes; Microbotryales; Microbotryaceae. The record is from the annotation of a GenBank genome assembly.